CAGCUAAUAUCUCAUACAUUACACAGAACAACAAUGGGGAUGAAACUGUUCAACGAAGAAGACUCCUCCCUGAAUGUCGACGUUUCCAAUAUCGAAAUCAAUAAGGAAUUCGCUCGUCGAUAUGAGCACAACAAGAAGCGCGAGGCCCUUCAGAGAUACCAGGAGCUCAAGAAGAGAAGACAAAUUGAAGAAUCGGGUUCCGAAUCUGAAUCAGAAUCAUCGGACGAGGAAGACGAUGCUGCUAACAAGAAGGAAGAUAUUAAGAAGCUAUUCCAGAAUUUAAACAAGGUAAGGAAAAGAGACGAUUCUCUUUACCAAAAUGCCGAUCUUUUUGAGCCUGAGAGCGAUAGUGAUGAUGAAAGUGAAGGUAGGGAGCGGAAGAAGAAGAAAGCUAUGUACUUGAAGGAUGUUGUGGCUCAGCACCUGAUGGAGGAGGGGCCUGAUUUUGAAGAUGAAGACGAGGAGUUGACUAGGAAGAAAACUUACAACGAGGAACAAGAGGAAUUAAGGAGAGAAUUUUUGGAUGUGGUAAAGAAGGCAGAGGAUAGUGGAGGGGAUUUAUUGAAAGCAAAAGAGAAGAAAAAUGAAAAUGAUGAGGAUGCUGGUGUUGAUCAUGGAGAAUUAGAGAAGGAGUUGGGAGAGUAUUUUGGUCCAGAGGAGGAGUUGGAUGAGAAUGAUAAGUUUUUGAAGGAGUUCUUUGAGAAACAAAUGUGGGUUGAUAGAGGAAAUAAAGAUAGGACCAGUCAUUUGGAGGAUACUGAAGUGGAUGAAUUGUUGAGAGAUGAGGAGGAGAUUGAGAGGCAGGAGAAGUAUGAGGAGAGUUAUAAUUUUAGAUAUGAAGAGAAUGCAGGGGAUAGGGUGAUGGGACACUCAAGGAAAGUGGAAGGCUCAGUGAGGAAGAAGGAGAAUGCAAGAAAAGAGCAGAGGAAGAAUAAGGAGGAGAGGAUGAAGAUUGCUGAGAUGGAGAGGAAGGAGGAGUUGAAACAUUUGAAGAAUUUGAAAAAGAAGGAAAUGAAAGAGAGGAUGACGAAGGUAAUGGAGGCUGCUGGGAUUACGGAUGAUAAUGAUUUUGCAUUGAAUUUGGAUGAUUUAGAAGAGGAUUUUGAUCCGGCAGAGUAUGAUAAAAUGAUGAAGAAGGCUUUUGGUGAGGAAUAUUAUAAUGCAGAUGAUGUGGAUCCUGGAUUUGGAAGUGAUAAUGAUAAUGAUACAGCUUCUAUUGAGAAACCAGAUUUUGACAAGGAGGAUGAGUUACUUGGACUUCCAAAGGGGUGGGAUGAAGUUGAAGAUGCUGAUGGGUUUUUGGCUGUAAGAGAGAGGGUCUUGAAACGAAAGGCUGAGCUUGGUGAUGACGAUGAUGACAAUGAAGAAGAUGAAGACAGAGGCAAUGAAGAAGAUGAAGGAGGCAAUGAAGAAGAUGAAGGAGGCAAUGAAGAAGAUGAAGAAGGAGGCAAAGAAGUAGAGCAAAAUGAGGAAAGUAAACGGAAGAGGAAGCGAAAGAUGUCACUGGUGAAGAAAGCAAAGGAGGAAAUGUUGGAGGAGUAUUAUAAAUUGGAUUAUGAGGGUACGAUUGGAGACUUGAAGACAAGGUUUAAGUAUGCGAAAGUGGAUUCUAAUAGGUUUGGAUUAAAGACGAAAGAGAUAUUGAUGUUGGAUGACAAGGAGUUGAAUCAGUAUGUUCCUAUUAAAAAGCUUGCACCUUAUAGGGAGAGGCAGUGGAAGGUGCCUAAUAACAAGAGAUACGAAUUUAAAAAGAGGACUAAGGAGCUUCUCCGUGGAGGAUUGAAUCAUCAUGGGACCAGUAAGAAGAACAGGAGAAAGGGUGAUGGUGAUGACAAAUCAACUUCAGUUGAGGCUCCUCAUCAAGACGGGAAAGUAGAGUUGGAGGGUUCAGAUGUCAAAUUAGGCAACAUAUCUAAGCCAGCCAAGAGGAAGCGUCGCCAAGCAAAACACAAGCUCUCACAAUCACGACUUGCAGCAUACCAGAAUAUACAACCUAAGGGCAAAGAAAAGCACUGAGUGCAAGCCAUAUCUAAUGGAAGAUGUGCCAUAGAGGUGCUGAUCUGAUAUUAAUUUGGCAUGGGGACUGCUAAUGCUUGAAGAUGUCGUGUAGGCUUCAAGAUAACUGCUAUUGCUUGAAGAUGUCGUGUAGGCUUCAAGAUAACUGCUAUUGCUUGAAGAUGUCAUCUGUGCUUCAAGAUGAUUGGAUAUGUUUAUUUUUUAAAUUUUCUUUUAUAUAAUUUAUCAAGAAAUGGAAGGUUUUCACUUGUUACAUUUGCCCAAACACAGUAUUUUGUAUCCUAACGAGGAAGUAUAAUUGUCUUUUAAUCCAAUUCGUUGCUUGUUAA
Manihot esculenta (cassava) is the source of this 2345-nucleotide messenger RNA. RefSeq names its product protein KRI1 homolog. The record is from RefSeq and is a predicted model, not a curated record. Gene Ontology annotation, cellular component: nucleolus; 90S preribosome. Lineage: Eukaryota; Viridiplantae; Streptophyta; Magnoliopsida; Malpighiales; Euphorbiaceae. Gene Ontology annotation, biological process: endonucleolytic cleavage in ITS1 to separate SSU-rRNA from 5.8S rRNA and LSU-rRNA from tricistronic rRNA transcript (SSU-rRNA, 5.8S rRNA, LSU-rRNA). The coding region runs from base 34 to 2016 and encodes 660 amino acids. The transcript is spliced from 2 exons.